AUGUCCGCUACUAACUCUGCCAUUUCCUCUCCCUCGCGCCCUUCGCAGUCGCCGUCCCGACAGCAGGCGACAUCCCAAGACGUGUACGAUCUUAUUAGGGGAAUUUUGUAUCAGCAGAGCCCGGCCAAAGGCGACGCGUUCGACGCGCCUUCCUUCCCCGGCACGCGGACCGCUGCGCAGGAUGGACAAGGGGGGUACCCUUCUGCGUCACGCCCUACUAUUGUGUUCUCCGGUCUUUUGGAGGGCGCUAUGACGGAGGGCAGCGAAGGCGGGAGACUACUGGAGCGCUGUAUUGGUUUGGGGCAACCCUCUGACUCCUGGAACUCUUGGAACGAGCCCGGCGGGAGCGGCCUAGACAUGAGGAGUCUCGAGGCGAAGAUGCUUGAUUUCCAGGGACCAGACAACGCGAGCCGCUUCGAUCCCGCGCUGGUCGAUUUCGACUUGCCUCUCUCGCGGGACCCUCUUCGCGUCGAGCAUGAGCAAGAACACGCAGAGGCUAUACCACAGCCAUACACGUUCGACUAUUCUUACCUGCCUGCGGAGGUUCCUGUGCAGGCCACUGAUCAUGCGCUCCCGUCCUCUCGCCUCGAAGUCCCCGAUACGAACUCGCGCACGGCUCGUUUCUGGCCAGUCCCUCCGUUUGGCAUGGCACUUACUACGGGAAUGGCACCUUCUACGGGCAUGGCAUACCCUGCGGAGAUGUCGUAUCCCCUCCUGGAAGCGGGACCGUCCGGUCUCCCAGAGGAUGUACUGGUACCAUCCACACCACCGCCGCAGACGGUCGACCUCGUUCAGCAAUCAUGGCUGAUGGGCGAUCGCAAGCGCCUCCUGACGGAGGAGCAGGACACCUCAGACGCACCUCGGCUGGCCAAGAAGCACAAGGGCCCUAGAGUGGAGACCCAGUCGACUCCCCCGCGGCGGACCUCCGCAAGGAAGAACCGCGCGCGCAAACUUGUCGCUGCUCCUUCACUGCCUGUCGCGGGUCCCUCGAACCUUCGCAGCGCCGCGGCGGACCAGGAUGCAGCGUCUGUCUACGAGUCGGACCCAAAUGAGGAUACCGACCGCGACAGGAAAGAUUACGCCCCCGAUGGAACGGGAACGGCCACGACGCGUACGAAGCGGGCGCGGCGCACCAAGGACCAGAUCAAGGCGGUCACACGCACAGACCUCCCAAAGAUCCACUGUCCUGUCGAGGGUUGUGAGACUAUGUUCGACCCCUUAACGCACGACGCGAACCGCGAUCAUCUCGAGCGGCACUACGAGACGGAAUUGCAAGUGGGGGUGGGCGUCGAGUCGGAGCGGGGAUCUGCCGCUGCACUUGGCGAGGAGGCACAAGAGUUAGUGGACGUCGAUUUCAUGAUGAACAAUUUGAUGUGUAUUGUUGUGUUAGUGCGGAGGGAGGAUGAUGACGCUCCGUAG
Molecule: messenger RNA, 1419 nt
Organism: Trametes versicolor FP-101664 SS1
Lineage: Eukaryota; Fungi; Basidiomycota; Agaricomycetes; Polyporales; Polyporaceae
Exons: 5
Coding region: 1-1419 (472 amino acids)
Source: RefSeq, a predicted model, not a curated record